Messenger RNA from Hemisphaericaspora subhashii, 3825 nucleotides. It is a transcript of the gene PDS5, whose product is annotated as Pds5p. Bases 1 to 3825 code for a protein of 1274 amino acids. The transcript has a single exon. Gene Ontology annotation, biological process: DNA repair; mitotic sister chromatid cohesion. The record is from RefSeq and is a predicted model, not a curated record. Gene Ontology annotation, cellular component: nucleus; chromatin. NCBI's taxonomy places the organism in Eukaryota, Fungi, Ascomycota, Pichiomycetes, Serinales, Debaryomycetaceae.
AUGACCAAUCGAUCUCAAGAUCCCACAUUACAGUUUAACAAACUGUUAGUCCCCAGUGUUAAAGAUCCAAUUUCCAAUAAAGAAUUAUUAUAUCGACUUCAAACUCUUAAUGAUGAACUUAGUACCCUUGAUACUGUUGAUCUUAAAAGUUUACAACCAAUUCAAACAGCAUUAAUCAAUAAGAAAUUAUUAUCGCAUACAAAUGUUGGAGUACAAAUCUAUGCCUGUAGUUGUGUUGCUGAUAUCUUAAGACUAAGUGCUCCUGAUGCUCCAUAUACUGCUGAACAAUUAUCUGAGAUUUUUAAGGCUUUUAUUCGACAAUUUAAACGAUUAGGGGAUAGGAAGAAUUCUCAUUUUCAACAACAUUGUUAUUUGUUGAAGAGGUUGGUGGAAGCGAAAUCUAUGGUUUUGAUUACUGAUGUUCCUGAUUCUGAAGUUUUAAUUGAAUCUAUUUUUGAAACAUUUUAUGGGUUGACUAAAGCAAACGAAUUCCCUACAGAAUUGGAGAAUUUGAUUAGUGAUAUUCUUUCUGAAGUUGUAUCUGAAGCUGAUAUUGUACCUCACAAUGUCGUUAAAUCGAUAUUGAAUAAAUUCUUAAUUCAUGAACCAAAUAAAUUAGUCAAUGGACAUAUUUCAAGUCCAGCAUUUAAUUUUUCAUUGGCUAUAUGUGAAAGUAAUAUUGAUAGAAUGUCUCGUUUGGUUGCACAAUACUUUUCAGAAAUCUUGUAUGAUAGUUCAGUCGCGACAGAAGAAGAUGAAGAAGAAAAGAUCCGCAACUCUUCCAAAAGUAUGGAAAACUUGAAAAUGAUCCAUCGACUCUGUGUUCAACUUUGGAGAUUUAUACCCCAGAUCUUAACUUCAGUAAUGACUCUUAUUGAUGAUGAAUUGAACGCCGAUGACGAGAAGAUCCGAAUAAUGGCCACGGAAACGAUUGGUGACAUGUUGAGUUGUUCAGAUGCAAAGGCCAACUUCUUUGUGGUAAAUCAACAAACUUGGACUAAUUGGUUAAAGAAAACUUCUGACAUCUCACCGGAUGUAAGAGCAAGUUGGAUAAAGAAAUUCGCUCCAAUCAUAUCCUCAAAUAUAUAUACUACCACUGAGGUUAAUCUGGCUUUCUCUACUUGUUUGAAGAAGUGCCUUCUUGAUACUGAAGAAAAAGUCAGAGCGACUGCAAUUUCCAGUCUUGAACAGGUCCCAUUGCCAAAAUUAACGGCUAAUGUCAUUAAUACCAGUGUUUUGCAAACUUUGUUCCAAUUGAUUAGAGAAAGAAGUCACGCCAUAAGAAAUAGCGCCAUUAGAUUGUUAGGUUCACUUUAUGAUUAUUACGAGAAGCAUUUAGAGGAUAAUGGAAAUGAAAUUACGUUUUCAAAUGACGAAGAAAGUAAAGAAUUGGAUAAAAUAAUCAAAACUAUACCUAAUCAAAUUUUAUCUCUUGUUUAUAUUAAUGACAAGGAUAUAACUGCUAUUGUUGACUUAUGUCUCUUUGAUUAUUUGGCACCAAUUUCUGAAAAUGAUUCAACAAAGAGAGUUAAUCGAUUACUUAGACUUUAUUCUGGUUUGGAUGAAAAGGGAAAAGAAUCUUUCGUGGCAAUUAAUAAGAGACAACAACAAGUGUCUAAAGUAUUGACUACAUUUUUGGAGAUUGCCGACACUUAUAAUAAACAAGUCUCCAUUACAGAUAACAAAGAAAACAAUGAAGGUAAUGCCAUGGAACAGAAGAGUACAUUAGUGAAGUUGGAUAAAAUAAUCAAUUGGUUUUGUGUUUCGUUUCCAGAAGGACAUUCCACAUUUGCAUGUCUUGAACGUUUAUUCAAAUUGAAUAGAUCUCGAUUCAUGUAUUUGAUAAGAAUGUGUAUUUCUCCAGAAUCUGACUUUAAUACUGUUAAGAAUUCAAUGAAGGAAUUGUUUAAGAAAUUGAGUGAACCUAAGAAUAUAAGAUUAGAAGGAGAUAGAACUAUGAUAAACACCCUGGAGAUGGUUUAUAACAUUAAGCUUUUGUUAUUAAGGUCUUCUGUUUUGUUAUAUAACAAAUCCAACGUGGUUGAAUUAAUCAAAUGUUCCAAAGAUUUGACAAAUCAAUAUAAUCCAGUCUCAAAUGAAUUGCUUCAACAAAUUUCAUUGGCUAUUCCCGAUGUGUUCAAAUUUCAUGUGAGAGAAUUAACCAGUUUAAUAAUUGAACAAAGACAAGAUGGCGGCCCCAAAUCAAACACUUUGAAAACCAUCUAUCAUUUUGUCAAGAAAUAUCCUGACUUAUUCCCCCGUGCAAUUUCAUUCUGUGAAGCAUUGAAAAAGAUUGCCAUAGAUGGAACCCCAAGGGAAGCACGAUAUGCAGUAAAGAUUUUGGGAUUAAGUGAAUCUAAAGAACUGCUUGCUUCAGAAGUAUUUGAGCAAAUCUAUCCAUUGGAUCUUGAGCAUGAAAAAUUUGCUACUCAUUUGAGUACUAUUGCUGAGUUGUUUGUUGUUGACCGCUUAUGUGUGACUAGAUAUGAAGAGGAUAUAACUGCGCUUAUUGUCAAGGAGAUAUUCUUAAAGAAUAGAGGUAUUAAUCGAGAUGAAAUUAAGGAUGAUCAAACUUGGAUUGCUGAGGAUGAACUAGAUGAUAAUUAUAAAUUAUAUUCAACCUUAUAUGAGAAGCUACUUGCAAUCAGAUUACUCACGAAUAGUUUGAAAGGGUUCCAAGAAGAAAAUAUGACUUCCGAAGAAAAAGAAGAAGCUAAGAGUAAAGCCCAACCUGUUAUCAAGUUAUUAAUGUCAUAUGUGGGUAAUAAUGGAGAAAUCAUCAAAAAGGGAUCUGCAACAUAUCCUACUCCAGAACCAUUCAAGCUGAAAUUAAGAUUAUCCGCCGGAUUGUAUCUUUUGAAAUUAGCCCAAAUCCCAGUCUUUAGUGAAACAUUACUAUCAGCCAGUCUUAGAAGAAUGACAUUUUUAUUAAAUGAUGAUAAUUAUGAUGUUAGGUCUAGAUUUAUGAUUAGUUUACAAAGAAAACUUUCGAAUGAACUUAUUUCUGAAAGAUUUUUGGCACUUUUAUUCUUUGCCAGUUUUGAGCCAACUCCGGAAUUGAAGAAUAAUGCUACGAUAUCGAUUACUUCUGCUUUCAAACGUCUGGAGGCCAAGAAGAAUAUCAAGUUUGAGAGAUCAUUGGUUAGAUUGAUUCACAUAUUGGCCCAUCAUGAGCAAUACCUCGCUUUAAGUCAGGCUAAUAGAGGUAACGAUGAAAGUAAGACUAAUGCCUACAAGUUUGCCACUAUCUGUUUAACUUAUUUCGUGACGUUGAUUGCAAAGUCCGAUAGUAUUUCAUUGUUGUACUAUUUAGCCAGCAGGAUCAAACAACAUCGAGAUGCCACACUUGCUACAUCCAUGUAUGAAGAAGAUGAAUUAUCGGAAACUGUAUUGAAUUUAUAUAGAAUUUCAGAAUUGGCUCAGUUGGUAAUUAAGGAGUAUAGCGAUUAUAAGAAUUGGCCCAUUCAAACUUGGCAAGGUAAGAUCAAGUUGCCUACUGAUAUAUAUGCUCCUAUGGCAUCUCCUAAAGAAGCACAAUCGAUUGUGGCCAGGGUUUUCAUUCCUGAAGAGAUUCAAAUCAAGCUUAUAAAUUUCAUAAGGAAGACUUUGAAUGUUGGGAAUAAAAGAAAGUUGUUACCAACUGAGAAUUCGGGGCAUACUUCAAAGAAACAAAAAAUCAAACCAGUGGUGGUCAAGAAACAAAGCAAACCAAAGGAAAAGUCAGAAAAGGUUGUUGUUCGUAAAAAGAGUGUGAGAACAAGAGGGAAAGUGAAUUAUGAAGAGAGAAGUUCAGAUUCAGAAAGUGAUGUUGAUUACGAAGAGUGA